Messenger RNA from Drosophila rhopaloa, 2593 nucleotides. It is a transcript of the gene B-H1, whose product is annotated as homeobox protein B-H1. Gene Ontology annotation, biological process: regulation of transcription by RNA polymerase II. Bases 193 to 1899 code for a protein of 568 amino acids. Gene Ontology annotation, molecular function: DNA-binding transcription factor activity, RNA polymerase II-specific; RNA polymerase II transcription regulatory region sequence-specific DNA binding. The transcript is spliced from 3 exons. The record is from RefSeq and is a predicted model, not a curated record. Lineage: Eukaryota; Metazoa; Arthropoda; Insecta; Diptera; Drosophilidae.
AGCCGCUCACGACGUCGCUGGGUGAAAAUAGAGACAAGGCCAACAGCAAAACUUGAGAAACUCAGACCAAAACUUAAAGAAGAAACUCCAGUGAACGUGAAUUUUUUUAGUGAAGUGUUAAUAAAUAAAAAAAAAGAUAUACGAUAUAUAAAAAUAAGAAAGAAAAAUCAAGCAAAACGCCUUGGGCUGGCUAUGAAAGACUCGAUGAGCAUACUCACCCAAACGCCCAGCGAGCCGAACGCAGCGCAUCACACGCAGCUGCACCACCACUCACAUACGCUGCAGCACCACUACGGCUUGCAGCCACCGGCGGUGGUAAGCAUCAGCGGCACCACCAUGUCCUCCGGCGGCAGCACCACCACGGCGUCGGGCCUCAAGCCCAAUCGAUCCCGCUUCAUGAUCAACGACAUUCUGGCGGGCAGUGCAGCGGCCGCUUUUUACAAACAGCAGCAGCAGCAGCAGCAACAGCAGCACCACCACCAACAACAACAACAGCAGCAGCUGCACCACCACAAUAACAAUAACAACAAUUCGGGAUCCAGCGGUGGCAGCAGUCCCGCUCACAACAACAAUAACAAUAAUGGCGAGAGCUUUGAGCCACCCACCGCUGCUCUGCCACCUGCCCACCUGCACCACCCACAGCCGCAUCCGCAUGGCCAUCCACACCCACAUCCGCAUUCGCAUCCGCAUCCGCAUUCCCUGAUGCAUCCGCACGGCAAGCUGGGCCAUUUUCCACCCACCGCUGGCGGUAAUGGGUUAAACGUGGCCCAAUAUGCGGCGGCCAUGCAGCAGCAUUAUGCCGCUGCCGCGGCCGCCGCUGCUGCGCGAAAUAAUGCAGCAGCCGCUGCAGCUGCUGCGGCCGCCGCUGCGGCUGCUGCAGUGGCACCGCUGCCCGGAGUGGGUGGUGCCGGUGGGGUGGGACUGGCGCCGCCGCCGGGCGGCCAGGAUUUGGACGACAGCAGCGAUUACCACGAGGAGAACGAGGACUGCGACAGCGACGAGGCGGGCAGCGCGGGAGGCGGCGGGGGAGGCAGCGGCCACAUGGACGAUCACAGCGUUUGUAGCAAUGGCGGCAAGGAUGACGAUGGAAACAGUGUCAAGAGCGGUUCCACCAGCGACAUGAGCGGCCUGAGCAAGAAGCAGCGGAAGGCGCGUACCGCCUUCACGGACCACCAGCUGCAGACGCUGGAGAAGUCCUUCGAGCGGCAGAAGUACCUCAGCGUCCAGGAACGCCAGGAGCUGGCCCACAAGCUGGACCUCAGCGACUGCCAGGUGAAAACUUGGUACCAAAACCGCAGAACCAAAUGGAAGCGCCAAACCGCCGUGGGUCUGGAACUCUUGGCGGAGGCCGGCAACUUUGCGGCCUUCCAGCGGCUCUACGGCGGAUCGCCCUACUUGGGCGCCUGGCCGUAUGCGGCUGCUGCUGGGGCCGGGGCCGCUGCCGCCGCCGCCCACGGGGCCACGCCCCACACGAGCAUUGACAUUUAUUACCGCCAAGCGGCCGCUGCCGCCGCCAUGCAGAAGCCGCUGCCCUACAACCUGUACGCCGGCGUUCCGUCCGUGGGCGUUGGGGUGGGCGUGGGCCCAGCGCCCUUCUCCCACCUGUCCGCCUCCAGUUCGCUGUCCUCGCUGAGCAGUUACUACCAGAGCGCCGCUGCCGCCGCCGCGGCUGCGAAUCCGGGCGGACCGCAUGCGGUGCCGGUGCCGCCGCAGCCGCCUUCAGUCGGCGGAGGAUCGCCGCCGAGCGGUCUGGCCAAGCCCCACUCCGCCCCCGCGUCCGCCUCCCCGCCGCCAAGGCCGCCGUCGACGCCCAGUCCGACGCUGAACCCGGGCAGUCCGCCCGGGCGGUCCGUCGACAGCUGUUCGCAGUCGGACGACGAGGACCAGAUACAGGUGUGAGCGGUACGGAGGGGAGUGCGUGCGUCUAUCAUUGGGUUUAUGCGGCCUCAAAAGCGUGAUUCUCUGAGGGAUAUUUAAUUUCCAUCACUAUUUCGUAUUUAUUCAAGAUGUCAACAAGAUUAUGUUAGAUGAUUUUGCAUUUAGAUGGCUACAUAUCAUAUUUAGUUUUCAUUUAUUUUAAAUUAACAGCUAUUUUAAAAUAAUAUUUUUAUUAUAAAGGCAAAAAUAAAUCUUUCUUAUGGAUAGAUUGCCUCUCCUAAUUCUACUAUUAUUUUGAUCACAGCUGUUAACACAUUUAAAUGGCAUUUAAGUUAUUUUGAAUUGAUCACAACAUUAAUCAAAUAUCAUAUCACCAUCCUUUUUGAGGUUCAAACUUCAGUACAAAAACAUUUUCUUUAUAUUGCUAAAUUUAAGAACUAAAAUCAACACAAGAGUUGUAUCAAUUAUUAUAUGUUAGGUCAUAAAAAGUAGCACAACAAAGUUCAGUAUUUAAAACGAACCCAUUACAAUGUCCAUGAACAUAUAGAAAACACAAUAUCCCCUAGAAUUCGCGUAUUUUGAGCCUGCGCAUAAACCCCGCUUGUCUGUGUGUGUGCCUGCGUGUGUAUAUAAUCAUAUCUUUGUGUCUCUGUGUGUGCGUGUAAGCUUAAUUUAUUUGAUUUGCUUUUAGUAACUUAUUAAAAAUGUUUUUUAC